UAUGAGUAUUGCCCAACGUGUGCGUAUGAUAGUUAUAUGUAUAUGUCUCCGGCGUAUAUCCUCACACUUUAGCAUUUUGGAGUCCAUAGAUGAUGCUUUCUGGAGUCCUGAUUCAGCCGUUGAGGGUUCAUAAAAAAUUUUUUAGUCCAUUUUACAGCCGCUAACGAUUGUGUUUGUGGAAAAAGUACUUUUCUGGGGGGGCGUUAUGAUGAAUGCGGAAGUUGCAAUAUCUCGUGCGGCCACUAGAUUACAAUCUCCCUACAGCUUUGCUCCCGGGAGGCUCGGCUCCGUCACGCUCACCUCCCCGCUCUCCUUUUAUACAUUCACCGUGCUCCCUCCUCUAUUUUCUUUUCUCCCCGCCCAGGAGCAGCGUGACCGCGCACUGCCGCGCGCCCCCAGAGCGGCGGCACUGAUUAGCAAGGCAAAGUGGAGUUUUCAGCGACCGUCAGCGAGUUGCGAAAAGGACUGCUCUUUUAAUUACGUCCACGGCGGCGAACACGCACGGAUGAUGAAAAGAAAAGAAAAGCAACGCAAGUAGGACUUGAAUUUCGAGGAGUUGUUCGGAGCCGAGCGGCGGAAGAGAGCGAAGGAAAACCAAUUAAUUCAAUGGGAAUGCAGAGAAUUAAAUAGAGACGAAGGUAUUUAGUGCGCCUGCGGGUGUUUGUGGCUCCGCAAACCCAUCCUGCGCGCGGACGGAACACUUGAGCCCCACUUACAAUUGACUUCAGCGAUCGCGUCUGGAGAGGUAAUGUCUUGACUCGGCGGUGUCUCCAGCCCAGUAAAGGACGUGCCAGUGCCGGGCUGCUGCUAAUGGGAACUCCUGCUCCGCCAUGAGUGCUCGUGAUGGCGUUGGUGGCGUCGGUGGCAUGGGCACCUUGGGCCGGCGGCCGCGCUUCGAGAACUCAGAGUUCACCCUGCGCAUCUACCCGGGCGCCCUGGCCGAGGGCACCAUCUACUGCCCGAUCAGCGCCCGCAAGACCACCACCGCCGCCGAGGCCAUCGAACGCGUCAUUGAACGCCUGCAGCUGGACCGCACCAAGUGUUACGUUCUGGCCGAGGUGAAGGAGUUCGGCGGGGAAGAAUGGGUGCUGAACCCCUGCGACUGUCCCGUGCAGAGGAUGAUGCUCUGGCCCCGCGUGGCGUUAGAGCAGCGCUCGCUGUCCGGCGGCGAGGAUUACCGCUUCCUCCUCAGGCUGAAGAACCUGGACGGCUCCAUCCACUACGGCGGCAGCCUCCAGAUGUGGCUGCAGGUCACGGAGGAGCGCCGGCGCAUGGUGGAGCGCGGGCUGCUGCCACAGCCCGAUCCUCAGGGGGACCACGCCGACCUGUGCCACCUGCCGGAGCUCAACGAGCGCUCGCUGCUGGACAACCUGCGCUCGCGCUUCCGUCAGGAAAAGAUCUACACGUACGUCGGAAGCAUCCUCAUCGUCAUUAACCCGUUCAAGUUCCUGCCCAUCUACAACCCCAAGUAUGUGAAGAUGUACGAUAAUCACGCGCUGGGCAAUUUGGAGCCACAUAUUUACGCCGUGGCGGACGUGGCGUACCACGCCAUGCUGCAGAGGGAGAGGAAUCAGUGCAUCGUUAUAUCUGGGGAGAGCGGCUCUGGGAAGACGCAAAGCACGAACUUCCUCAUUCACCACCUGACCGCUCUCAGCCAGAAGGGAUUUGCCAGCGGAGUGGAGCAGAUCAUCUUGGGGGCCGGGCCAGUGCUAGAGGCAUUCGGGAACGCAAAGACAGCCCACAAUAACAACUCGAGUCGCUUCGGCAAGUUCAUUCAGGUGAACUACCAGGAGAGCGGAACUGUGAGAGGAGCAUAUGUGGAGAAAUACCUGCUGGAGAAGUCGAGGCUGGUGUAUCAGGAGCACAAUGAGCGAAACUACCACGUGUUUUACUACCUGCUGGCAGGAGCGAGUGAAGAAGAGAGGGAAGCCUUUCAUCUCAUGAAGCCUGAAGAAUACCAUUACCUCAGUCAGAUGACAAAGUCAACCCGCCAACUGCACUGGGACAGUUACUGUGAGAGUGAAGCGGACUGCUUCACAGUCGAGGGAGAAGACCUGAAGCAUGACUUCGAGAGGCUUCAGCUGGCCAUGGAGAUGGUGGGCUUUCUUCCCUCCACGCGCAAAAAGAUCUUCUGCCUGCUGUCGGCCAUCCUUCACCUGGGCAACAUCCGCUACAAGAGGAAGACCUACAGGGACGACUCCAUCGACAUCUGUAACCCAGAGGUGCUGCCCGUCGUCUCCGAACUGCUGGAGGUCAAAGAAGAGAUGCUGUUUGAAGCUCUGACAACCCGGAAAACGGUGACCGUCGGAGAGAAGCUGAUUGUUCCUUACAAACUGUCCGAGGCCGGCACGGUGCGCGACUCCAUGGCGAAGUCCCUGUACAGCGCUCUGUUUGACUGGAUCGUCUUCAGGAUCAACCACGCCCUGCUCAACAUCAAGGACCUGGAGGAGACCACCAAGAUCUUGUCCAUCGGCGUGCUCGACAUUUUUGGGUUCGAGGAUUACGAGAACAACAGCUUCGAGCAGUUCUGCAUCAACUUUGCCAACGAGCGUCUCCAGCACUACUUCAACCAGCACAUCUUCAAGCUUGAACAAGAGGAAUACAGGGCAGAAGGCAUCAGCUGGCACAACAUCGACUACAUCGACAACACCGGCUGCCUCAACCUGAUCAGCAAGAAGCCCACAGCUCUGUUCCACCUCCUGGACGAAGAGUGCAAUUUCCCUCAAGCCACCAACCAGACUUUGUUGGAUAAAUUCAAGCGGCAGCACGAGGGGAACAGCUACAUCGAGUUCCCCGCUGUCAUGGAGCCCGCCUUCAUCAUCCGACACUAUGCCGGCAAGGUCAAGUACGGGGUCAAGGACUUCAGGGAGAAGAACACGGACCACAUGCGUCCGGACAUCGUAGCGUUAUUGAAGAGCAGCAAGAACGCCUUCAUCUGCGGGCUGAUGGGCAUCGACCCGUCGGCCACUUUCCGCUGGGCGGUACUCCGAGCCUACUUCAGGGCCCUGGUGGCUUUCAGAGAGGCCGGGAAGAGACACACGCAGAAGAAGACUGGGCAUGAUGACGCUGCUCCCUGUGCAGUUUUGAAAAGUGUGGAUAGUUUUAGUUUUCUGCAGCACCCUGUGCAUCAGAGAAGCUUAGAGAUCCUGCAGAGAUGCAAAGAGGAGAAGUACAGUGUGACCAGAAAGAGUCCACGUACGCCGCUGUCAGACCUUCAUGGAAGCAACACCAUCAACGAGAAAUCCCCCCGGAGUUCUCCGGGCCUCGGCUGGAACGGGCGUGUGGGUCGACUGAGCCGCCUGUCAUGCGGCAGCUCCACCACAGAAGAAGACGGCAUCUUUGUCAACUCUGCGAGCAGCAAACUCCUCGAGAGAGCCCACGACAUCCUCAUGAGGAACAAAAACUACAAAUCUAAGCCAGUUCUACCGAAGCAUUUACUGAACGUCAAGUCCCUGAAGUACCUCAGCAACCUGACGCUUCACGACCGCAUCACCAAGUCGCUGCUUCACCUCCACAAGAAGAAGAAACCACCCAGCAUCAGCGCACAGUUCCAGGCCUCCCUCUAUAAGCUGAUGGAGACUCUGGGUCAGUCCGAGCCGUAUUUUGUCAAGUGCAUCCGUUCCAAUGCUGACAAGCUGCCUCUGAGGUUUAAUGAUAACCUGGUGCUGAGGCAGCUGCGCUACACAGGUAUGCUGGAGACGGUGCGCAUCCGACAGUCGGGCUACAACAUCAAGUACAGCUUCAAGGAUUUUGUCCACCACUUCAGUGUGCUGCUCCCGGAGGGCACCAGGGCCACCAGAGACGGCAUCCAGCAGAGUCUGGACCAGCUAGACCUCGAACCAGAUGGCUCCCAAGUGGGAAAGACAAUGGUGUUCUUCCGGGAGGCCGAGCGCCAGCGGCUGCAGGCCGUUCUCCACGCCGAGGUUCUCAGACGCAUCGUCACGCUGCAGCGGCGGUUCAGAGCGCUUCGGGAGAGGAAGCAGUUUGUGAGAAUGAGAGAAGCGGCGCUCUGCAUCCAGAAAUGGUGGCGUUUGUACCGGCCCAUAGACGAGGAGGAGGAUUAUAUCCCUCGCGUCCAGGAGGGGGCAGCAUUGUGUCUGCAGACGCACUGGCGAGGCCACAGGCAGCGUCAGAGGUUCAGGCUGUGGAGGGAGGCUGCUGUGGUGCUGCAGCGGGCGUGGAGGUCACGUCUCUGCCGGCGCCGCACAGCCGCUCUGGUCAUUCAGACGGCCUGGCGCUGUCGUCGAGCCAGAGACGCCUACUUGCGUCUGUACGGCGCCGUGGCACAACUACAGGCAGUGAGCAGAGGCUUCCUGGCCAGGCGGAGCUUUAAACAACUGAGAGAUCAGAGGUUGAGGGAGGAGAAGGAGCAGCAGCAGCAGAAGCUGCUUCAACUACAGAAUGGCCGGGUGAUUCUCUCGCCAGAAGAAGAAGAAGAGGAGCCGCCUGAGAUGGGGUUGGACCUCAGCACGUGGGAGGAUCGCUCCUACGAGCAGCGAGCAAGGAGCCUCCAGAUCCUCAGCAGCCACGAGGGUGCCGUCAAAGAGGAAGGAGAAGGAAGAGAACACGCUCGGACAAGAGACGGAGCCUCUCAGGCCCAAUCUGAAGCCACGGACUCAAUCCAGACGUCCACCGUGGUGGUGCGGGAGAGGUCCAGAACUUUAGAUGAGCCCAGCCAGAAAACCACCCGGGCCAAGAGAGAGAGCCGGCGGAUGAGAGAGCUGGAGCAGGCCAAGUUCAGCCUGGAGCUCCUCAAGGUCCGGGCAACCGGCGGCGCCUCGUCCCCGUCCGAGGAUCGGCGCUGGUCUGUGGAGCUGGUGGCCCCGGCGACCCCGCCUCCUCGCUCGCCCCAGGGCACGCCCGACAGCCACAGCUCCAAAGGCAGCUUCGAGCUUCUCAGCAUGGACGACGAGGCCCCCAAGGCUGUGGAAGAGGUGACGGACGGUGAGGACCGCUUCUCCUCUCUUCCUUCGGUAGCGGCAGCGCCCGGUUCAUCGAGCCCGAAGCCACUCGAGCCACACGGGACCGAUGCGGUCGCCCACCAAGGCAGACAGCGCCAGACCAAAAUGGAUCCGGCGGCCCCCUCUGCCCACACACAUCCGCCCAAAAUCGAGAACUACCUCCCGACCUUUUACGUCCCUGCUAGCAGCACAGCCGUCUCCCGUCGUCCCGCCGAAGAGCCCAAACGAAACAAAGAGGCAGCCGCCGCCACCACGGUCACCAAGCUUCUCAAGGAGAAGAGGGAGUCGCCGCGGCGACCAGUGGUGGUGGUCAUCAGCAUGCAGAAAGAAACGCCACUGAGCCAAGAGCUGAGUGACGUUGUCCGUCCCCCUGCAGAGGUACGAGACUCCGGGGCUCCGACGGGGCAGAACCCCGACCCGGCUCUCGUCCCCCUGUCCACGCCGGUCCCUCAGGUGGACCAGGCGAUCAUCGAGAAGCUGGUGCGACUGAACGAGGAGAAAGAGGUGAGGCAGCGAAAUCAGCGGCAGCAGAACGAGAAGGAGAUGAUGGAGCAGAUCAGGCAGCAGAAAGAAGCGCUGGAGCAGCAGCGCUCCUUCUUCGCUCAGUACGAGCGGGACAUGUUCGAGAAGCAAAGAGGAGACGCGCUGCACCGGAUCCAGCAGAGUCGACAGGGGCGCCAAGAUGCCGGCUCCGGGGAGCCCCGUAGACCCAGCUCCCUGCUGAUCGAGAGAACGGCGGCGGAUGCUCCUCAGGCCAGAACGCAGUCGGACUCCACGGCCCCGUCGGACGCCGCUCACCCGCAGCUGCCUCCUCCGCCUGCCUCCGUUCCCAGAGAAAGACGCAAGGAGAGCCGGCCGGCCGCCGAGGGCUGGGCGCCCAAGCUCACGCUGGAGUCCAGAGAUGGAGGAACCAGAGCGAGGGCGUCGACCAAGAAGACGCCGGGUGACCGAGGCGCCGCAGUGAGUUCGACGGACAAGCCAAACAUCUUCUUCUCUCCAAAGGACAAAGUCACAUUUACAAAGUUUGGCCGUGAAGCCGCCGACAGAGAAGCGCCUGCAGCCGUUCCCAAAGAAGCCCCGUCCCCCGUCUCCAAGCCCUCGAAAGGGGCAAAAACGCGGGAUGUUGGCAGAGUGGGCCAAAAAAAGAAAGCCAGAAUGGCGCGAACCCGCUCCGACUUCCUCACCCGAGCCCCCACCCUCUCGGUUGGGGGCGAUUCCGACGAGGAUGACUAUGAAGGCGAUGGCGGCGGGCCCCGCCAUUACAGUCUGCCCAAGCAGAGCUCCACGGAGGCGGGCCUAAGAAAGUCCUGUUUCAGUGACUCAGACAUGCCUGCGAGCUCCGAGGAGCAGAAGAAGUUACACAAAGCCAUGUCGUCAGGAGACUUGGUCAAAGAGGACUCCAUGCGCAAGAACUCUCAAGACGGAAGUUUGACCAGGGGUCGAAGGAUGCGUUUCUGGGGCAAGACAAAGCACGGGGAGAAGAAGACGUCCAGAGAAAAGCUGAUCUGUGGGUCCGAUUCCCUGGACGGAGACGACGGGGACACCGGGCCAUUGCUGGGAGACGCAGGUCAGGAGAACAUGUCGCCGCCCGGCAGCCCGGACCCGAUGUCGGACCGAGGGUUCAGAGACCUGAAGGAGAACAAGGAGCCGUCUCCCAAGGUGAAGCGGCGGCGCAGCGUUAAGAUCAGCAGCGCGGCGCUGGAGCCGGCUCAGUGGCAGAACGACGCGCUGCAGAUCCUCACCUGCACCAACGACUACAGGAGCAUGAACGACUUCCUCAUGAAGAAGAUCAACGACUUGGACACCGAGGACGGGAAGAAGGACACCAUGGUGGACGUCGUGUUUAAAAAGGCUUUGAAGGAAUUCCGGCUGAACAUCUUCAACUCUUACUCCACGGCUCUGGCUAUGGAUGACGGGAAGAGCAACCGCUACAAAGACCUCUACGCUCUGUUUGAGGACAUCUUGGAGAAGACCAUGCGACAGGAGCAGAGGGACUGGAGGGAGUCUCCGGUCACGGUGUGGGUCAACACCUUUAAGGUCUUCCUGGAUGAGUUCAUGACCGAGUACAAACCUCUCAACAGCACGCCCAGCAAGCAGGUACCGAAACCUGAACGCAAAAAAAGGAGGAAAAAGGACACGGACAUUGUGGAGGAACAUAACGGCCACAUCUUCAAGUCCACCCAGUACAGCAUCCCCACGUACUGUGAAUACUGCUCGUCACUCAUCUGGAUGAUGGACCGCGCCUGUGUGUGCAAAUUGUGCCGCUACGCCUGCCACAGAAAGUGCUGCCUGAAGACGACCACCAAAUGCAGCAAGAAGUUCGAUCCGGAGCUUUCCUCCAGGCAGUUCGGAGUGGAGGUCUCUCGUCUGACGAAUGACGAGCGGACGGUGCCCCUGGUGGUGGAGAAGCUCAUUAACUACAUCGAGAUGCACGGGCUCUACACUGAAGGAAUGUACAGAAAACCUGGCUCCACCAACAAAAUCAAGGAACUCAAGCUGGGACUCGACACAGAUGUUGAAAACGUGAAUCUGGACGACUACAACAUCCACGUUAUCGCUAGCGUGUUCAAGCAGUGGCUGAGAGACCUGCCCAAUCCCCUGAUGACGUUUGAGCUGUACGAGGAGUUCAUUCGCGGCAUGGCUUUGCAGGAUAAAAAGGAAACGAUCAGAGGGGUGUAUGCAGUUAUUGACCAGCUCAGCAGGACUCACCUAAACACUCUUGAACGCCUCAUAUUUCAUCUCGUCAGGAUCGCUUUACAAGAGGACACAAACCGCAUGUCGGCUAACGCCCUGGCCAUAGUGUUUGCUCCCUGUAUCCUGCGCUGUCCCGACACCAUAGAUCCACUGCAGAGUGUCCAGGACAUCGGGAAGACGACUGCGUGUGUAGAACUUGUCAUUUGUGAACAGAUGAAUAAGUACAAAGUUCGGCUAAAGGACAUCAGCAGCCUGGAAUUUGCAGAGAAUAAGGCCAAGUGCAGACUGGUCGUUCUUCGACGGUCGAUGAAACCCGUACUAAUAGCCGUUAGAUUUAUGAGCAUACCGCGCACUAUGCAGACAAACGCAGCUAAAAAGGUAAAGGGAAAAAGCCACGUGCAUCGACUGAGCUACCACGCGCCCCAGCCGCCGGUCAGCCCGCGGCUGCCGUCCCGCGGCAAACCCGCGAUGGAAAAGAGCGGCAGCGAAGAAGGAGAGGACUCGUAUGCCGAAAUCUCCGAGCAUCAGCAGGCGGCCAUGCAGCAGGAGGAGAGGGUGCUGACGGAACAGAUUGAAACCCUGCAGAAAGAGAAAGAGGAGUUGACUUUUGAGAUGUUGACUCUGGAGCCUCGAGCGUCGGAUGAUGAGACCCUCGAGUCGGAGGCCUUCUAUCGUACAGCCGACAGCUCCGAAAACCUGAACGUGGACUCCGAGGGAACCUUUUCUGACUUCUCUGAGAGAGGUCCAGUGUUGACUUCCCCCUGGCCGCGGAGGUCUGACAUGACGAGCCCCCGACGCCGCGCUCUCCGCCGGCAGCCUGACUCCCUGGACUCUGUGGACUCUUGCUCCAGUGUUUCCUCCUACUCUUCAUCGUCACACUUCCAGCCAUCGUCCUCUUCCUCCUCUGCCAGCACCCGGCGUUUUAAUUUCCACUCCAGGUCUUCCACGGCAGGCUCAAUUCUGGCCCAGGCAUCUCAAGCCUCCCGAUGCGACCACACAGACAGUAGCCCCACAGGAGAUCCGGAAGGAGCGUUUGACGAAAGGCCCCAGUUUACAAGCAGAGGCACCUUCAAUCCGGAGAAGGGCAAACAGAAACUUAAAGGGGCCAAGCCUCCAUCCCAGAGGCACUCCAGAGAAGGCCGCGGGCCCGGCAGGGACCCUGCAGACAUACCGCAGCAGCUGGUAUUGUAUGGCAGCAAUGAAUUCAUGGUAUGAAGGACACUGGGACACAAAGCACUCCCUAUCCAACUCCCUGGCAGACGUAUUCGCUCUCACUGGGAAGUAACGCAAUGGUCGACUGAGCUCCACUCCGCAAAGCACUCUUGCUUAGGCCUUUCUUGAAGUCUGCAAAAAAAAA
Molecule: messenger RNA, 9012 nt
Organism: Cyclopterus lumpus (lumpfish)
Lineage: Eukaryota; Metazoa; Chordata; Actinopteri; Perciformes; Cyclopteridae
Gene: myo9aa
Product: myosin IXAa
Biological process (GO): intracellular signal transduction
Cellular component (GO): myosin complex
Molecular function (GO): GTPase activator activity; ATP binding; microfilament motor activity
Source: RefSeq, a predicted model, not a curated record